Messenger RNA from Trichobilharzia szidati, 1350 nucleotides. Lineage: Eukaryota; Metazoa; Platyhelminthes; Trematoda; Strigeidida; Schistosomatidae. The record is from the annotation of a GenBank genome assembly.
GUGCACAUUUUGACUGUCGCGUUACAAAAGCAGCCUUGGAGGGAUGAGUGUGACAGACUGGUCGUGGGAUUCUGUUUCUUUUCACCACCUCAUUGUGGUCAUGUUAAUAUUCUCCGUCUACCUACUUCCAUUGUUGAAAGUUUUCUUCAAUUAUACAAUUGGGAAAAAAUUAUUUUCAAAAAGAAAACAAUUAAAGCGUGCAGGUGAAUGGGCCAUAGUGACCGGUGCUACGGAUGGAAUAGGUAAAGCCUAUGCUGAACAACUGGCUAAAGAUGGCUUAAACAUUAUGCUGAUUAGUAGAAAUUUAGAGAAAUUAAAUAAAGUUGCUAAAGAGAUUGAGUCUUCUUAUGGGGUGAAAACACGUGUUGUUGUUGCAGACUUUACGCAGAAUAAUAUUUAUGAGACAAUUGAAAAAGAAAUUUCCAGUCUGUCAUCUAUUGCUUGUCUAGUUAAUAAUGUUGGCAUGAGUUAUCCACACCUUGAUGAUUAUGCCGGUGCUAAAUUUAUAAAUUGUAAUUUUAUACAAGAUAUGAUCACGUGUAAUACACACUCCGUCGCUGUCAUGACUUAUUUAGUCCUGUCAAGAUUGUUAAAGCAAAACUCAGAGACUAGUCCAGCCAUUAUAAAUAUCGGCUCAUAUUUUGGCACAAUGACAUCACCAUUUGCUACAUUAUAUGGUGCGACAAAAGCUUUUAUUCAUCAUUUUUCCCAAUCGAUUGCAGCGGAACUCCGUCUGUCGUCGCCGUCGUCAUCAUCAUCAUCAGCAACAACAACUAGUGGUCAAAAAGUUAUCAUACAAACAGUUUGUCCAUUUUUUGUUGUCACAGCUAUGUCACGAGCUAAACGACCCUCGUUGUUUAUCCCAACGCCUAAUGACUAUGCCAAUAGUGCGUUGAAUAUGUUAGGCGUAGAAGAAUUGACAAUGGGUUAUUUUACACAUGCGCUACAAGGCUACUUAGUGAAUGUUGUACCACUUUCAUGGGUACAUGAUAAAUUUAAAAAAAUGGCGGAGAAAGGACGUAAGAAAUACGAAUAAAAGCGGAGAAAACAAAAGAAGGCGUGGAGAACAAACUUCUCAUCUUAUUGUUUCUGUCGUACAAUAGUCUCUUCAUAUUCUCCUCAUUCUUGUUCUUUUUGUUGUUGAUCAUUGAAUAUUCAAGUUUCAAUGGCCUCGUUUUAAAUGAACACUGGUUUGAUUUGUUUGUGGUGUGUGUGUGUGUGUGGGUGCAUUUGAAAUCACACUAGGGAGAAAAGAGUCUCUUUAUUCUUCCUCACAAACUCCUUUUUAAUUUUACUAUUUAUACCCCUGCCUAUUUUGUGAUGUGCAAAAAUAUACCUAAAUUUGCCCAU